Carassius gibelio (silver crucian carp) is the source of this 2866-nucleotide messenger RNA. RefSeq names its product nerve growth factor. NCBI's taxonomy places the organism in Eukaryota, Metazoa, Chordata, Actinopteri, Cypriniformes, Cyprinidae. Gene Ontology annotation, biological process: nerve growth factor signaling pathway; memory; regulation of neuron differentiation. Gene Ontology annotation, molecular function: nerve growth factor receptor binding; growth factor activity. The record is from RefSeq and is a predicted model, not a curated record. The transcript has 2 exons. Bases 1142 to 1975 code for a protein of 277 amino acids.
AUUACAGUGAAAUUGUUUUUUUAUAUUUUAGAAAUAACGGAGAAAACAAAAGUAAUUUAGUAAUUCCUUUUUAUGGAUUCUGAGUUCAUUUAUUUCCAACUUUGAAUUUUUUAAUUGAACCCAUGUUGUCCAUCUGAGUAUUUUUCUUCCUUUUAAGAUGGGUUUCAUCUGACUAGCUUCUUUUUGGCAGGACUGUCCGAACAUGCCCACCGUUUCACCUCAUCCUAAAACGGAAUGAUUUUCAUUUUAUGUAAUGUCUUGUGACAGCUUCUCAUGAAACUAUGUAGACUUUAGCACGAGUCUCCAGUAUGCACUUAAGCGGAUGCUAGUCCAAAGGCCCAGGGCCAGCACAAAGCCACACUUCAUCUCUGAGCUCUGCCACACAUGAAUGCUUAAAGAAAAGCUGCCCUCCAGGCGCUGGAAUCCAUAGCCCUGUGGAGGCUGCAGAUAAGGCCAUGCGGAUGUGUGCUUUGGAAGGGCUCACGUUACACGCUGAAACCCAUGCCACUCAGGAACUGUUACCAUAUGAAAGCAGACUGUUUUGAAAGGAGAGCACCACCUGGCUUGGCUCUUUGUGUCAGCGUGAUAACACCGGCCAUGCCAGAUGGAACGUGUUAAAUUGUCUCUAUCAAAGCUAAUGAGUUUGAGGUCAGUGGCUGAGGAUUUCUUAGACCACCUCCGCAAGCCACACAGAAAGGCUGUGAUCCAAAGCAAUUCACUGGAGGUUUGUGUAUGUUGUGGCAGUCCGAUGGUUUGGGUGUGGGGUGUAGGUUGAUGUGUCACAUUUGGGUUUUUGGUCUGUCUUGUUGUCUGCGCGUGUCAUGCUCAAGCAGUAAUUUGACAGUGAUUACUACAUCAUUCAUAAAAAAUGAUAUUUAUUCAGUGAAACAUGGCCUCUGAGGUCUGAAAUUAGCAUUUUUCUCUCAGCAUUUCACCAAUAGAAAGAAUCUAUUUGGACGGAUGAGGUGUUUCUCCCUGUAGGAAAGAAAGAGGUGUCAGAGGAGAUCUUUUGAAUAUGACAAAUAUUUCUCCUUGAUGGCACUGGGAUGUCAUUGAGAGCAAUUUUAGAUUUAGAAAAUAGACUAAACUAACAUGUCUCCUCUCCUCGGUCUGGUGAAUAAUUUUUUGUAAUUCUGCUUGAAUGAAUCAAUUCACUAGAAUCCAAGGCUGCAUGAGCGAUACGUUUGCGGUAAAUGGUAAUUAUAUGAAAUUACAGCUUGCUUCAUAUUUUUCUGUACCUCUCUGCAGAGGAGCUGGAAGCAGAAGAUGCCACGCUGGUCGAUACAUGUACCAUGAGGAGCGCAGGAGAGCUACGCUGAAGACAGACGGGAGAAAACAGUUCACCUGGACACAUUUCACAGGUCACGUUGAGCCCAUGCGGUGGUCCAUGCUACCCCUGCUGCUCUUGUCCUGCAGCCAGAUAUUUGCCCAGUGCCCAGGUGACAUCUGUCCACAGAACGCCGACCCCGGACAGGAUGAUGUCACGGCCAACCGUGUGCCGACCGUGGAUCCUAAACUCUUUAACAAGAGACGGUAUCGCUCACCUCGUGUUCUGUUCAGCGAACUACCGCCCGACUCAGAGCCCGCUGGGCACCAGACGAGGAGCAGGGCGAAGAGGAAAGCAGGAGAGCCUCAACACCGAGGAGUUUACUCCGUCUGCGAGAGUACUAGCACUUGGGAGGGAAAUAAAACCAAAGCUACAGACAUCUCGGGCAACGAGGUCACAGUCUUGCCUGAUGUUCUCAUCAACAACUCCAAAAAAAAGCAGUACUUUUUUGAGACGACCUGCAGCAGCGGGCGGACUGGAGGAUCCGGGUGUUUGGGAAUUGAUGCACGCCACUGGAAUUCACACUGUACCAAUUCACACACGUUUGUGCGAGCGCUGACUUCAUUCAAGAACCUGGUAGCGUGGAGACUCAUAAGGAUCAAUGUGGCUUGUGUGUGUGUGCUGAGCCGAAAGUCUUGGAGACAAUAAAAAACUGGCUGCUUUUCAACACCCAGCGCCGGCCUUAUGAUAUUAAACUUGAUAUUCCUCCACGUGGACAUUUUCCUUGUGCAAACCGUCGACUUAACUUAUGACAUAAAACAGACUGUUUAAGGAGAAUAAAUAUGUUUUUGACAUAGGUAACUACAGUGGAAAGACUUGGACUUCAGAGUUUGUUUUUUCAGUUCUUUUUUUAAGUAUUUCUGUCUUGUUAAGAUAAUAGUUUUCUUUUGGAGCAGUACGAGAACAUGUACAUACAGUGUUGUGUGUGGUAAUUGUUAUUUAUUAAACUGCAUCAUUAUUGUCUAGUUUAUUUUGUGCAUAUUAGGAGAUGAGGUCAUUUAAAGGAACAUUCUAAGUUAAUUACAACUUAAAAUGUUAAUGUCUGUCAUCAUUUACUCAUACUUGAAAACCUCAGUCUCCGUUCAUUAUAAUUGCAUUGAACUUUUUGUCUUCUUGUUUCUUCUGUAGAAGAAAUAAAGUUAUAUGGGUUUGGAACGACAUGAGAGUGAGUAAAUGAUGACUGAAAUUUCACUUUUGGAUGAGUCUAUUGUUAAUGUGACUUCAAAAGAAACCUAAUUUACUUAUUAAUACAUGUUAAUGUUGAUUUGUGCAAAUUUUUCCGAAAGGAAUUAAUGACUGAAAGACUUUCAUUUUUGGCUGAUGUCACCAAGCCCCCCAACCAAUUUUCACAGAAAGCUUGUCAGUGAGUUACCAAUGGUUCAAAAGGUCCAGGGUCCAGUUGCAAGAACUAUAUUGUAAAGAAUUUUCUAAACCUUAGGGAUUUCUUACAAACCUCUACUGGCCUAUAUGUUCUUGUUAAAUAUAUUGACUCUAAAAUACAUCAUCUUAUCAAAUUAAAAUGGUUUCAUGUUGACUGAA